Messenger RNA from Lodderomyces orthopsilosis Co 90-125, 2433 nucleotides. RefSeq lists its product as uncharacterized. Gene Ontology annotation, molecular function: ATP-dependent H2AZ histone chaperone activity. The record is from RefSeq and is a predicted model, not a curated record. The transcript has a single exon. NCBI's taxonomy places the organism in Eukaryota, Fungi, Ascomycota, Pichiomycetes, Serinales, Debaryomycetaceae. Gene Ontology annotation, cellular component: nucleus. Gene Ontology annotation, biological process: chromatin remodeling; regulation of DNA-templated transcription. Bases 1 to 2433 code for a protein of 810 amino acids.
AUGAGUGAUUCUGAAGAUGACGAGGUAUUUGAGAGUUUGAUGGCCACAAGAGCCAGACGGGCAAAUGCUGGCUCAAGGCUAAAGCAACUUAUUGAAUUAGAAGGAGAGACAAAUGAAGUCGAAAACUCCACCAGUCAAUUUAUCACCGAAGAUGAUGAGAAUGUCAAUUUACUAUUUCAAGACGAUGAGGAUGACCAAGAGUUUGUUGACGAAGAACAGAGCGAUGAUGGCUCCUUACCCGAGGAAGAAGAUGUGGAGGAAGGGGCUAUAACUGGAGAGACGACGCGGCAUCCUGGUGAUGAACAAGACGAACAAAGUGAAGAGGCACAAGAAGUGAAUUCGGAUGAGGUGUUAUCUGAUUCAGACUUAUCUGCAUCAGAAUCCGAUGAAAGUGAAGGAGAAAAGGAAUUACAAAAGCAAGAGAGAAUACGAAAGAGGAGGAAAAAGACCGUCAUUCCUCAAAUCAAGAAGAUCAAGGAGAAGCCGAGUGUAAAGCGAGUUAAGAAAUCACCUUUGAUUACCUCCGAUUCAUUGUUGAUGUCAAGUAGAAGAGCCUCUUCCCGAUCUUCAGCUGUUGAAAGUAAGCAAGCAUUGAUUGAUCGGUUAAAGGAAAGUGAGGAAAGAAGAGCCAAGUACGUUCCAGUCGAACGAAAGCACGUCAGGGAAUUAACACAAGCUGAAAGGUUGGCACAGGCAGCUGAAACUGAAAAAGAGAACAUAGAAUCUUUGAACAAGUUUAAAGAACAGGAAAUUGUAAAGAAGGAACGUCAAAGACAAUCGCUUUUAUCAAAGAGGGUUAAACUACAGAACAUUCUACGAUGGUUGAGCAGAGGAACAUUCAUUAGCCCUAAUGAAGAAGUGGCUGAAGCAAGGCGACAAUUUGAACUCUACAUGAAGAAGAGGAAAAGAUUGGGAAAGAGAAAGAAAGGAGGGGAGGAGGAAGUGACAGUGAUCAGAGCGCCAUUCUCGAUUGAUUACGACUCACCGUACCAAAAAGCAUUGAUGGAAGAGAAAAAGAAAGUACAACAAAAAGAGAAGGACCGUCUUGACAAUAUGAAUUGUGUAUUGAUGGAGAAGGUUAUCAAGCAUGAGAGUGAGGCUGAUACUCUGACAAAAGCGGAGAUAGAGAUAGCUGACCCCCAAAAAGAGCCUGUUGAAAGGGACGACUUGAAUACAGGUGAGGAUCAAGAGAAGAUGGAAAUUGAAACGAAUGUAGUGGAGGAGAUAAAUGACGAGGCAAAGACUAAGAUUGAGGGGGAGACAGAAGAGGCAAAAGCUGAUUGUAAAGCCGAAAACGAAUCAAUUUCACAAAACAAAACCUUUAAGGAAUCAGAGGUGAUUGAAAUCUUAGAGGAGGCAGGGGAAGAGAGAUUUAACAUAAAGAAAGAUGAAAAAUCCGAUGCGGAGAAGGAGGAGGGUUUGGAGGCGGAGGAAGAGGCUUACAAGGAAACAAAGACAGAAGAUGACUUUGAGACAAAAGCUGACGACACGGAAAGUAAUAAAGAAAAGUAUACUAAUCCCACAAAGGAAACCGAAGAGACGCAUGCUCUUUCUUCAGCUAUUCCAAAAGCAGCUGAAAAUAUUAUCAAUGAAGAGCUAUCAAGUACCACAGACAAGAAUUCACCAAAGCGGGUAAAGUUUGCGGAUGAGCUCAAUGACGGGGAAAGCAAGCCUUUUUCUGAAAAAGAAGAAUCAGGUGAAGCCACCGCAGCUAAUGAAAUGACUGAUGUAAGCUCAAUUGAAGGCACACCACUUCCCGAAAAUCACAUAAAUGACAUAUCCAAUAAUCAAAUGGCUGAAGAAAUUUUUGAAGGGCCACUGCAGAAAGUGAGUCGAAACACUGUGUAUUUUGUUGAUUUCAAUGAAGAUAAACGGGACCUUAAACUAACGCCUAACAAUGUGAAACAGAUACUUUUUGGGGAACAGGCUCUUUGGCCCGCAACAAGAAGGUCUAAUGACGUAAAAACGAUACUUCGUAUUGGUAAACAAGAAAACCCCUAUGCGAGAAAGGACCACAAGGAGGACGACUUAUUCACCCCGAUUGCUGAUCUCAAUGAGGACGAUCCAAUGUUUGAUGAAUUGAAAAAGCUACCUCGUUUGGGAGUUAAACAAGAUAUUGUCGAAGUGGCCGAGAAUGAUGAAGAAAACGAUUCUGCAGAAAUAGUAAUUCAAACUGAGGCGCCUACAGGAUUGUACUUACCCAAUGGUAAUAAAAAGGUAUGUAUGGUUUCGGGUACAGAAGUUAAGUACUUUGAUCCUUCAACUGGCAUGCCAUACAGUUCGGUGGAAGUUUAUAGAACUUUGAAGUUAAUAGAGCUGGGUCAAGCAGAAUGGUUGGGAUUGGAUGCAACAGACAAUGGCCCCGUGGAUUUGUAUUUAGGAUUCAAGGGGGAGAAUGCUAGACAUGCAAAAGGUGUUCCGGAAGGGUUUUGA